Molecule: messenger RNA, 915 nt
Organism: Exophiala mesophila
Lineage: Eukaryota; Fungi; Ascomycota; Eurotiomycetes; Chaetothyriales; Herpotrichiellaceae
Exons: 4
Coding region: 1-915 (304 amino acids)
Cellular component (GO): cytoplasm
Molecular function (GO): oxidoreductase activity, acting on the CH-OH group of donors, NAD or NADP as acceptor
Source: RefSeq, a predicted model, not a curated record
AUGACGAGCUUCCAAUUCCAGGAACACCUCGGUGCAUUGAAAGACAAAAUCGUGAUUCUGACCGGCGGAGCCAACGGCAUCGGCGCCGCCACCGUGCGCUUCCUCGCCGAAAAAGGGGCCUAUAUCUGUUCCGCCGACCAAGAUGCCGUCGGCGGCCAAGCUGUAGUAGACCAAGUCGUGUCGAAAUAUCCAGCAUCAGGCAAACCUCGCGCUUGCUUUAAACAGACAGAUGUCACUUCAUACGAGUCCUUGCUCGCGCUGUUUGAUUUCUGUAUGCAGACGUAUGGACGUAUUGAUUCUGCCGUCUCGUGUGCGGGAAUCAUCGAGGUGGGCAAUUGGUUUAAUCCGGAGUUGACCUUGGAGACGGUGAGACAGGUCCCACCCAAAAAGACCUUGGACGUCAAUUUAUUGGGCUCGUUGUAUUUCUCCCGUAUUGCUGUCGUGUAUCUCAAACAAGGCAGCAAACCUUCGGAUGACAAGUCUUUGACUCUGAUUUCCUCGCUGGCCGGGUUUAAGGACACCCCUGGAAUGCCACUCUAUCAGGCCUCGAAACACGGAAUCCUCGGUCUCUUACGUUGUCUGAGACCAGUCCUUCCUGAAUCCAAUGGUGUUAGAGUCAAUGCCGUGUGUCCAUGGUACGUCGCCACGGGCAUGACGAGUUUGAUUGAGGACAAGUGGCUGGAAGCAGGCCUGCCCGUGAACCAGCCGGGCGACAUUGCUCAGAUCAUUGCUGGUCUCACUGCAAUUGCCGGACUUAAUGGCAAGGCCAUCUAUGCCGAGGGCGGCCGUGGUUGGGAAAUUGAGGAUAAUUUGAACCGUUUGCAGCCACAGUGGUUGGGUGAGGAGCCUUCGGCGUCUCUUGAAGAAGGGCAGAAGGCGUUGAUGGAAUGGAGUGGGUUGAUGAAGAAUUUGUAG